Messenger RNA from Macadamia integrifolia, 2346 nucleotides. Its product is annotated as U-box domain-containing protein 16-like. The record is from RefSeq and is a predicted model, not a curated record. NCBI's taxonomy places the organism in Eukaryota, Viridiplantae, Streptophyta, Magnoliopsida, Proteales, Proteaceae. Gene Ontology annotation, cellular component: nucleus; cytoplasm. Gene Ontology annotation, biological process: protein ubiquitination. The transcript has a single exon. The coding region runs from base 131 to 2134 and encodes 667 amino acids. Gene Ontology annotation, molecular function: protein binding; ubiquitin-protein transferase activity.
UUACCCUCUCCAUCUCUAUUCUCUAGCGUAAUUGAAUUGACCCGAAUUGAUAUUUUAUUUUCCCGUGCCAUACAUGUAGAUGAAGCUGAAUUGGAGUUAAACUUGAAUUCAAGCUUUCUCUGAUUCGCCCAUGGCGAUAACUCCUCAAGCUUUCCCGCCAAGAGAGCGACGACCAUCAUCAAGCUCUUUCAUAUCCCCUAAUUUCUCCGACACCAAACUCCUUCAAUCUCUUCUCUUUCUCUCCCGAGAAAUCUCCCUUCUUAAACCUCUGCAAUUCCUUCUCAAACGUAAUUCCUCUUCUAUAAUCCGAAAAUCCAAGCUUCUCUCCAUCAUAUUCGAAGAAAUUCUCAACCUUCCUCUCUCCUUUCUUUCUCAAUCCACACUUCUCUGUUCCAAAGAGUUAUAUCUCCUUCUACAUAGAACCAAAACCUUAAUCGACGACUGCUCUAAUGGAAGCAAGAUCUGGCUUUUAAUGCAACACGAAUCUGUCUCCCACAAUUUUCAUCAUUUAACAGUUGAAAUCGCGGCUCUGCUUGACGUUUUCCCUUUUAAAGAUUUCGAUUUAAGCGAGGACGUGAAGGAUGUCGUCGUUCUGCUCAAGAACCAGUGCUACAAGGCCAAAGCUUUCAUGGAUCCAAUCCCCGAGAAUCUCAAGCGAGAGGUGUUGAAGAUGAUUGAUCGUAUAGAGAGAGAAAUCGUUCCUAAGCAAUCGAAGCUCGAGAGUAUAUUUGAGAGAUUAGGGUUUUGUGAUUCGAAAAGUUGCAGAGAUGAAAUAGAGCGGCUCGAAGAUGAGAUUCAGGGGGAAGAGAAAUCGAUGGGCCAGAUGGGAGCAUUGGUGGGCCUCGUUCGGUACGGUAAGUGUGUUCUCUACGGUGCUUCGUCGCCGAAGAGAAGCAGUAGAUCACCAAGAUCCGACGGUUGUCAUUUCCCUCUACCUACUGACUUUCUAUGUCCGAUCAGCCUCGAAUUGAUGAGUGAUCCAGUGGUUGUCGCCACAGGACAAACCUAUGAUCGGUCUUCUAUCAGCCUCUGGAUUAAUUCUGGACGCAACACGUGUCCCAAAACUGGUCAAGUCCUGGCCCACAAGGGCCUAAUUCCAAAUUGUACGUUGAAGAACUUGAUCGUGUUGUGGUGCCGUGAAAAUAGACUGCCACUUGAAACGGUGGAGAUUGAUAAAUCUGACGGCGUUACUGUUAGCAAAGCUGCGUUGGAGGCAAUGAGGAUGACGGCGUCUUUUCUCGUUAACAAACUCCGUGUUUCGCGGUCAACCGAGAUGGUGGAACGGAUCGUUCACGAGCUGCGGAAUCUUGCGAAAACUGAAUCCGAAAGCCGAGUUUGUAUAGCCGAGUCAGGAGCGAUUCCGUUGCUCGUGGACUACUUAGUUUCAAAUAAUAAAGAGCUGCAAGUUGACGCCGUUACAACGUUACUCAACCUUUCUAUCCUCGAAGCCAAUAAAACGAGGAUUAUGGAAACUGACGGAUUUGUUGACGGCGUCAUUAGAGUGCUGAGAUCAGGUACCACGUGGGAGGCAAAAGGAAAUGCUGCAGCCACUAUAUUCAGCUUGUCCUGUGUACACGUUUACAGGAAGAAGCUAGGAAGAAAGAGACGUGUCGUAAAAGGAUUGGUGGAGCUUGCAAGAGUGGGACCCACAACAUCAAGGCAAGAUGCUUUGGCUGCUCUUUUGAAGUUGGCGGGAGAAAGAGAAUGCAUAGGAAGAUUGUUGGAGGGAGGGGUGCCGGAAAUGGCGGUGGAAAUAAUAGAUGAGUGGCCGGAGGAAGUAGUUACGAUUAUGGCGGCGGUCGCUAAAAGGGGCGGAGCGGCGGCGUUAGCGGCAACGGAUAGGGCUAUUGAAAAGAUAGCGACGGUGUUAAGGGAUGGCCCAGGGAGGGCAAAGGAGAGCGCCGCCGCCGCACUUGUUGCAGUUUGCCGAAGGGGAGGGGAGGAGGUUGUGGCCCAAUUGGCGGUGACACCAAGGAUUCAUAAGGCAAUUUGGGAGCUGAUUGGGACAGGAACAGUUAGAGCACGCCGGAAAGCGGCAAGCCUAUUGCAGAUUCUCCGGCGAUGGGCCGCAGAAACCGAAUACAUUGGUAUUGUCGACGUUUCAACAAGUAUAGCUGAUCUUCUGAUUUAUUAGUUGUGCCCAUUGAGCGGAAGGAUCUGAAGUGUAAAUAAAAAGCUGGGUUGUAUAGGAUACUUGCAAGCUUACAACCUUCUUAGAUGAAAUCCAUGGGGUAAGAGAAUGGCAACAAUGGUGAGAAAUAUAUGAUUGAAAAUUAUGCAGCCAUGGAAACAUGGUCCAACCAAAAAAAUAAAUUGUUGAUUAAUGAAAUAAAAAUUUUAAGGUAA